UGUAAGCGCCUAUGAUGCCUAGAAAUGCUGUCUAGGUAGGAAGUGCACUUGGUUUUGAUUAAAAGAGGAUUUUUAGGGCGUUAGUAAGUUGAGCUCUGUCGGGGAAACAGCCGUGAGGUGGACACUGUUAACCGACUCGGAUGUUUAUGGAUUAUUAUUAUUUCUGCAUUAAAAUUCGAAUCACGUGAGAUGAAUGUGCAAUGACAGUGUCCCGACACCGAGCCGUCUCGCGCAGUUCUAGAGGAACGGACACGCGCUCACAUUCUUUCAUGUAAUCGAGCACUUCAUCGCGUUUUUACAGUGUUUCCUUUCUUUUUGUUUUUGGUUUAUUUUAUAGGAAUGGCUUGGCCGUGCAUCAGCAGAGUCUGCUGCUUGGCUCGGUUCUGGAACCAGUUCGAUAAAUCAGAUUUGUCGGUUCCGCUAACGAUUCAGAACUACUCUGACAUCGGGGAGCAGGAGGUGCGAUCCGUCACCAAACUCGUUUCCACGGAACAGGCGCCGGGCGUCAACUUCGUGACGCCGGACCAUGCAGCUGGAGUCCGGCGGCCGCAACGAGGACGGACGGAACCGAGUUAUAAACCCCGCGAGGACUACCAUCCCCCGGGUGUGCCCUUCCAGAGCGUCACCCAGUACAAACAGGAUUACAAACCAUGGCCCAUCCCGAAGAAGGAUAACUUUCCCUGGAUCAAUAACGGAGGGAAAGGCGGCACUUUAACGGAUAGCCCGGUGAACGGUUACUCUAACAGCACGAGUCAGCAGCGGGCGGACAGACUGGAGCGCAGCGGCAAGCAGAGAGGGGCAGAUCAGCUCAGCUCACACAGGAAGGAGUACCAGCCAUGGUCUGGAGCUCGGCCGUCAAAGGCUGCCCAUAAACGGCCCACCUUCCUGGGUACAGGUGCUGACCAGCCCCCGCCGGAGACCAGCUACCAGGCCGCAUUCAGCCCAGACUCGCACAGACACACAGACGCCAGCGUACCGGAGACCAGCACACACGCACAGACAGAGAAAGCACACACACACAGGACAGAGAUCAGCAUGAAACCAGAGGUGAGUGAGAGGAUAGAUCAGAAGAGAUGUGGAGAGAAGAGAGAGAUCAAAUCCGACAGCGAGCUGAUGUGACAGAAUGAUCAACAAAGAGUCAAAUUUCAGACCAUGCUCAGCAGAACGAGAAUGAACUGGAGACUUUCAUAUUAUCAGCAGGAGAUCACUGUGUAAAAUCUUAACUUUUAUUUUUACCCCCACCCCAUGAAUUAUUCAUGUUUGAGCU
Molecule: messenger RNA, 1267 nt
Organism: Carassius auratus (goldfish)
Lineage: Eukaryota; Metazoa; Chordata; Actinopteri; Cypriniformes; Cyprinidae
Product: microtubule-associated protein 6 homolog
Exons: 2
Coding region: 340-1119 (259 amino acids)
Biological process (GO): regulation of microtubule cytoskeleton organization; microtubule cytoskeleton organization; cytoskeleton-dependent intracellular transport
Cellular component (GO): Golgi-associated vesicle; cis-Golgi network; microtubule
Molecular function (GO): microtubule binding; calmodulin binding
Source: RefSeq, a predicted model, not a curated record